UGAAAAAGAUAUAUAUACAGAAAACUGUGUUUGUUUGAAUUAGAGAUUAAACCCUCUGUUCUGUGUGUUUGUUCUCAUGGUAUAUUUGAGAAACAACUGGAAGCCCUUUCUAAAAACAUACACAGGACAGGAUUGACACUUGUUUCCGCCAUGGAUUAGCACCUGCCAGAAACUCCCAAUGACCCUUCUGGACUCAUCUUCCAAAUUCUCUCCCUCUCCCCAUAUCUUUAUAUCAUCAUCUUUUUAAAUCUCCAUAUCUGCCCUAAAACAAAACCCACUUCACAUCUCUCAUCUGGAUACCCGUUCUCCAUGGCCCUCACCCGUUUGGCUCUAAGGAAUUUGCAGCAAAGGGCUGCCUUUGCUUCCUCUCCUGUUGAUACUUUAUUUCCCAAACAAACUGCAGCCCUGAUUAGAAGAUUGAGUGAUCAGAGCUCAGAAGGAAAUUCCAAAGAGAUCGCCGUUAAGAAUGAAGAGAACACCAAAAUAGCCCCGAAAAGGGAAGGCAAGAAAUGGGUACCAUGGAGAAAGAACGAGGGGGAGUUUCAUCUAGGAAACUCACUGAUGCAAGCAGCAGAGCAUAUAAACAGAGUGCUGAAAAGCUUGAACUUGAGUCGUCCAUGGUGGGUCUCCGGUGGCCGUGUGAAAGAGCAAGAAGAUUGGUACAAACUGCGAGUGGAGAUGCCUGGGAUCGCUAAAGAUGAAGUGAAGGUGACAGUGGAAGGUAGGAUGCUGAACAUCAGAGGAGAGCACAGGGAAGAAGAGGAAGAAGAAGAAGACGAAGGAUUUGCAGAGAGUUAUGGCUACUAUGAAAGCACGGUGAUGCUGCCGGAAGACGCGGUGGCGGAGGAGAUCAAAGCGGAGUUGAAAGAUGGGGUUUUGACGAUCACCAUUCCGAGGACUGAGAAGCCUCCAAAGGAUGUUAAAGAGAUCACCGUUGUGUGAAAUGUUAGCUGAGUUUCGUCACAUCUUGUAGUCCUUUUAAUUUUACCCAUGUGGUCAUGUAAAACAUGAAUGAACGAACAAUCUUGUAAGAUGUUUUAAAAUGUUUAUCCUAAAUCAUCACCUUACCUUUGAGCUU
Messenger RNA from Cucumis sativus (cucumber), 1078 nucleotides. Its product is annotated as 26.5 kDa heat shock protein, mitochondrial. Lineage: Eukaryota; Viridiplantae; Streptophyta; Magnoliopsida; Cucurbitales; Cucurbitaceae. The transcript has a single exon. The record is from RefSeq and is a predicted model, not a curated record. Gene Ontology annotation, biological process: response to heat. The coding region runs from base 310 to 942 and encodes 210 amino acids.